CAGGAGGAUACAGACGAUAUUCAUACUGUGGCAGACUAUUUUGAAAACACUUUGGGUUAUGAAGUGUAUGCAGUUAUCGGCCAUUCUCGAGGCUCCCUGGCUUCUUUGAAAUUUGCUACGACAAGAGAAAGACAUGUUCCUCUUAUCGUUAACAUUGCUGGAAGGUUUAAAAUGAGGGACAAUCAGAUGAGAACAAGCAGACCUCAUAUCGGCAAAGCUUUGGAUGAGCAACUGAACCGUUUCCUUUACCAUACGUUCUAAAGGGAUACUUUGAUUGGCACGUUAAGCAACGAGACCGUAUUGCUACUAUCAAAGUAACAAUGGCAGAAGUAGAGAAAUUUUAUUUGUGGUCUAAUGAACAUGUUGCUAGAAUGCCUUUGUCCACAUGUGUUUUAUCAUGUCAUGGUUUAAGUGAUACGACUGUACCGCCUUACAAUGCAGCAAUGUUUGCCAACAGAAUUCCCAAUCAUACUCUAUCUCUUAUUGAGGGUGCAGAUCAUAAUUUCAGGGGAAAAUUUGAAGAGUUAACUGUUGUGGUACUGGAUUUUUUCCAAAAACAUGAACACAACCAAUACCAGAGAGCCAUUAGUAUGGGACAAGGAUCCGGCUUGAUAAUACCUCGUUGGAUCGAUGUGGAUGGAGUAAGGAACUUUCGUGAUAUUGGUGGAUGGCCAACCAAGGACAAAGCAGGUUAUAUUCGCGAACGAGUAGUUUUUCGUUCAGCAAAUUUAGCAAAUGCAACUCCUGACGGCAUUGAAAGACUGAUUAAAUUAAAUGUCAAAGCCAUAUUUGACUUUCGAUAUGACCGAGAAGUAGAAAAGAAUGGUAUCUUAAGGGAAAUACCUGGUGUCUCCCAUUUUGCUUACAAUAUGUUUGAAGAAGGUUUAAAGACACCAGAGGACGCGAAAGCCCAUCUAAUGGAGUAUUUAAAAGGAGAAGAAGGUUUUGCGAAUAGCUACAUGUUCAUUGUAGAAACAAACAAGAAAUUGAUCGGCAAUAUCUUCCGCUAUAUGAGCAAGGAAUUAUCUCCUAAGGACAGAAGUGCCAUGGUUGUUCAUUGCUCUGCAGGCAAGGACAGAACAGGCGUGUUUAUUAUGCUUCUAUUAGGUCUCUGCGGUGUUGAUGAUGAAAUCAUUGCAAGGGAAUACGAUCUGACCAGCCUGGGCUAUUUCGGCUUUGAAAAGGAUCUGGAGAAGCGAGCCGAAAACAUGGGACUCACCGUCGAGAACUUACGUGCCGCGUUAUCAGCUUCAGUUGGAGGGAUGAGGUUGUGCAUACAGCAGUUAAGAAAGAAGUAUGGCAGCUUUGAGGAUUAUGUAAGAGAUAAAUGCGGUCUAACAAAUGAAGAAGUGAACUUGAUCCGUGAGCUUAUGAUUGUGCCAAUUCGUUUUGAAGAGCGUCAGUUGCACAGACCAAGAAUGUAGAAUUAUAGUGUUUAUUGUAAUGGCGUAAAUCGGAAAAGGUUGGGAAAAAAAAAAGAUUCUGAAGGCAAUCUCAAUAGAAACUCUGUCUUUAUAUGUUUAUUAAACUUAUAUCAAUGCGGAUCAGUUAUGUGUGCUUAUUUUCCGUUCUCAAUGUUUGUUGUGUUGAUAGUAUGCCCAUGCUUGAUGAUGCAUACAGAAUCUGGGACCCAUUAUGCUUUUUAUUGUAUGCAAG
Messenger RNA from Mycotypha africana, 1656 nucleotides. RefSeq names its product protein-tyrosine phosphatase-like protein. The transcript has 8 exons. Gene Ontology annotation, biological process: dephosphorylation. The record is from RefSeq and is a predicted model, not a curated record. Gene Ontology annotation, molecular function: phosphoprotein phosphatase activity. The coding region runs from base 321 to 1424 and encodes 367 amino acids. NCBI's taxonomy places the organism in Eukaryota, Fungi, Mucoromycota, Mucoromycetes, Mucorales, Mycotyphaceae.